AGUGCCUCCGUCAGAAAAGUCGAGUGGCAAUUUCAAAGAUUAAAACAGAAACCACAGCGAGGCAGCAAGAGCACCAAAAAUGGGAGGCGAUGGGAUCUUGGGAAGAGUCAGUGACCCGGAAGGAAGCAGAGGCAAGACGGGGGAGCGCAGAAGAAGGUGGCUCAAGAGACGAGAGAGAUGGCUGGUGGUACUGGGAGUGGUGCUCCACGCUGUUUACAUGCUCAGCAUCUUCGACAUUUACUUCAAAACUCCUAUAGUCCACGGCAUGGAUCCUGUGAUCCCCCGUUUCUCCGCCCCCGCUAAACGUCUUGUGCUUCUCGUCGCGGAUGGUUUAAGGGCCGACAAGUUUUUUGAGCCGGAUUCAGAAGGAAAUUUCCGAGCACCUUUUUUGAGAAGCAUAAUUAAAGAGCGAGGUCGCUGGGGAGUGUCUCAUGCUCGUCCACCAACUGAAUCAAGGCCUGGGCAUGUUGCUUUAAUUGCUGGGUUCUACGAGGACCCUAGUGCAGUUACAAAAGGAUGGAAGGCCAAUCCAGUUGAAUUUGAUUCAGUGUUCAAUCGGAGCCGGCAUACAUUUGCCUUUGGUAGCCCAGAUAUUGUUCCGAUAUUCUGUGGUGCCUUGCCACACAGUAGUUGGGAUACUUAUCCUCAUACUUUUGAAGACUUUGCAACUGAUGCAUCAUUUUUGGAUGAGUGGUCUUUUGAUCAAUUCCAGGACCUUUUGAAUAGGUCUAAUGAAGACCCACAAAUGAAUCAGUUACUUCUACAGGACAAUCUUGUUGUAUUUCUGCACUUACUGGGUUGCGAUUCAAAUGGCCAUGCACAUCGGCCCUAUUCAUCCAUAUACCUCAAUAAUGUUAAGGUAGUUGACCAUAUAGCAAAAAGGGUUUAUGAUCUUCUUGAAGGUUACUUUAAAGACAACCGGACAGCAUAUGUUUUUACAGCUGAUCAUGGAAUGAGUGACAAAGGAAGUCAUGGCGAUGGGCAUCCUUCAAACACAGAUACUCCCCUUGUUGUUUGGGGAGCAGGUGUCAAAUAUCCCAAGCCACUGUCUGGUAGCAACCAUUCCAGUUGCGACUUCCGUUUUGUUGAUGACCAUGUGCAUGACAUGCCAACACCCACAGAAUGGGGCCUCAAUGACAUAGAAAGAGUCGAUGUUAAUCAAGCUGAUAUUGCACCACUAAUGUCUACUCUUCUUGGUUUGCCAUGUCCUGUUAACUCUGUUGGAAAUUUGCCCCUUGGAUAUGUUAACAUGAUUGAGGCAGAAGAAGUAGAAGCUGUGCUGGCUAAUACAAAGCAAGUUCUCAACCAGUUUCUUCGCAAGUCACAGAUGAAGCAGGAAAAUUCAUUAUAUUUCAAGCCUUUUAAACCACUGGCACAUUAUGUUUCUACUUUUGAACAAAUCGAAUAUUUGAUAUCUGUCAAAGACUAUGGAGCUGCAAUGAAGUUAUCUCAAAAUCUCAGAAGCUUGGCACUGGAAGGACUUCACUAUUUUCAAACUUAUGAUUGGUUUAGGCUGAUGAGUUUAGUUACUCUUGGAUACAUUGGUUGGAUGGUCUAUCUUGUUAUCCAUGUGCUACAGUCUUAUACAUCUUUGCCCGUGAAUUUUUUCAGAAAGGAGCAAGCAGUUCAUCUGAAGAAUGAUGCUGGAAAAGUGUAUCUAUGUGGAUGCUUGUUGAUGGGAGUACUUUGUAUAUUAUUGUUCUUGGAGGACUCUCCACCUCUUUACCAUGCAUACACUGGAAUGACAAUAUUUCUCUGGACGCAAAUAUUUAGUGAAUAUCAGUUUCUGAAAGCAUUAUGGAGAAUCUUUCAUGGGAGAAAAUACGAUUAUAUCAUUAAAUUCCUUGUCACUUGUGCUGUUUCAAUAUUCAUUCUUGAAUUUCUGGUGAACAGCUUUACUGACAGGAAGCUCUAUACUUGGUGUUUUUUGGUGGUGGGGCUUGUUGCUUCUUUUUAUCUUUUUCACAUCAUUCCAUGGAGAUCUGUCAUACCAAUCUUUGUGUUGGUUGCAUGUUGGUUUUUAUCGGUUUUUACUUUGAUGCCAGCAGAAAUUCCUGAUAACAAUCAAUUAGUAAUUGCAAGUGGAGCUCUGAUUAUCAUGAUAGCAGUGGCAGUGAGGUAUCUAGAUGUGCGUACGGAAAGGGAUAAGUAUUGGCUUUGCAUUAUGAAUCAUGAUAUGAAGAAACAUAGGUUCCCACUGCUCUUUCACUUACAGGUUCUGUUGGUGGUAUUGUCAUUGUUGAUGGUAUCACUGUCUACAUCUCAUAGAACCCAGAAGCAGGAACUGCUUGCAUUGCACCAACUGAUUAACUGGUCCAUUGCUGGUUCAUCAAUGGUUCUCCCAUUGUUUUCAGAAAUAGGCCUCCUAUCUCGUCUUACUUCUAUAUUUCUUGGUUUUGCUCCAGUGUUCCUACUUCUAUCAAUUGGGUAUGAAGCUCUCUUCUAUUGUGCGUUGGUUCUUGUACUUAUGGCAUGGAUAUUGUUUGAAAACACAAUUCUAUAUUUAAGCAAGGUGCAAAUAUCUUCGACUUCCAAUAGACGUGUGGAGGAAAAAGGCAUUCUUGAGCGUGAUGAUAAAUGCUUGCAGUUGUCUGAUGUGAGAAUUCCGUUGAUAUUUAUGGUCUUAUUUAAUGUUGCAUUUUUUGGAACGGGUAACUUUGCUAGUAUUGCUAGUUUUGAGAUUUCAUCCGUCUAUCGAUUCAUCACAGUUUUCAGUCCAUUUUUGAUGGCGGCCCUCCUUAUUUUCAAGUUAUUUAUACCGUUCAUGCUUGUCAUAUGUGUGUUUAGUGGAAUAACCAAACUAAUUCGAGUUCCACGAUUGGGUUGCUAUUUUCUUGUUAUAUUAUUUUCAGACGUGAUGACCAUCCACUUCUUCUUCCUGGUAAGAAAUACAGGAAGUUGGAUGGAAAUAGGUAACAGUAUCAGCCAUUUUGGAAUCAUGAGUGCCCAAGUUGUGUUUGUGUUGCUGCUUUUUGCCCUCACUAAUAUUUACACAAAGGACAUCCAAAUCAGAUCAGCUUGGCCAUCUGCUCGUAAAGCGAUGUGAGGCAUUCGAAAUUCACCCUUUGCAGAGUAUUGCCCCAUUUUUUUCCCCAUGGGGAGGUGUGCCAUUUUCCCUACAGAAAUUUUUGUGGAUUUCCAUCGCAUUCUUCCUGGCAAACAACUUAUGGACAGGGUGGGAGAGCUCUGAGACAACAGGAUUUCCAUAUAUUAGCCCCAUCAGUCGUUGAAUUUUGCAGUGAUUCUUAUCAGGUAUCCAUGGCUGGGUUUUACCCAGUUCAUGGUUCACAUACCAUUACUCCAUUACAAUUUUGUUCAUUUUUUAGCUUAGCAAAUUCUUGUAUGAAGAACCAGAAACAGUAUCUGAAAAUUGGGUCUUGGCCAGACCCUUCUCUAUGUUGAUUGCCUAGGUUUUGAAUCAUCAUCAUCAUCAUUGUUAUGAUUAAUUUUUAUCAGCAUUAUAUCAUUUGAUAUUUUGCAA
Molecule: messenger RNA, 3481 nt
Organism: Malania oleifera
Lineage: Eukaryota; Viridiplantae; Streptophyta; Magnoliopsida; Santalales; Ximeniaceae
Product: GPI ethanolamine phosphate transferase 1
Exons: 18
Coding region: 80-3046 (988 amino acids)
Biological process (GO): GPI anchor biosynthetic process
Cellular component (GO): endoplasmic reticulum membrane
Molecular function (GO): mannose-ethanolamine phosphotransferase activity
Source: RefSeq, a predicted model, not a curated record